AUGCCCUUUACAGGAGAUGAUGCUGAUGAAAUUAUUCAUAACAUUGUCCACGAAGAGCCGAUAUAUCCGCCAUCCCUAACCCCGGAAAUCUACAAUAUAAUAACACAACUAUUGACCAAAACCCCAUAUCGUCGCCUUGGGUCUGACAUAAAUGGUGCUGAGGAUGUAAAGAAAAGUGAUUUCUUUGAGGGAUUAGACUGGGAGGCUUUAAAGAAAAAAGAAGUCCAGCCUCCAUUUGUUCCUCAUAUAAAAGUUCCAGAGAUCUGCACUGAAGGAAUUGCAUUGGAACCACCAGAUAUUACAUUACCGCUGUUAAAUGAAACCAAAAUGGCCUUAAAGGAAUUAGAUUAUCCAGUAUGUUCAGAAUCUUCAGAAACGGAAACCUGAAAAAGUACGGAAAAUGGCAUAAAAGGAAGACGGAUCUAAGAGAUGGAUAGAAAAACAGAGCCAGAGUGAUGUUCAUGAAUUUUUCCAGUUAAAGAUGGACAACCUAUGAAGAACAUCAAGGGACUUUUACUUGCACCUGGCUAAUUCAUUGAAAGGAGCAAAGACCAA
Messenger RNA from Xenopus laevis (African clawed frog), 555 nucleotides. Its product is annotated as protein kinase C. Lineage: Eukaryota; Metazoa; Chordata; Amphibia; Anura; Pipidae. The transcript has 3 exons. The coding region runs from base 1 to 387 and encodes 128 amino acids. The record is from RefSeq and is a predicted model, not a curated record.